Molecule: messenger RNA, 1776 nt
Organism: Geosmithia morbida
Lineage: Eukaryota; Fungi; Ascomycota; Sordariomycetes; Hypocreales; Bionectriaceae
Product: Eukaryotic aspartyl protease
Exons: 1
Coding region: 1-1776 (591 amino acids)
Biological process (GO): proteolysis
Molecular function (GO): aspartic-type endopeptidase activity
Source: RefSeq, a predicted model, not a curated record
AUGAAAACAGUGGUAUUGUCGAUGGGUGCGGCACUCUUGGCGCUGCUGCCCGCCACUACGGAGGCGGCCAGCUUCCCCAGAGCCGUGAGCGGCAACGGCUAUCUGAAGGUGCCCGUGGGGACGGUGGAUCGGCCCAGGAAGACGAAGAGAGACGGAGGCACUGUCGAGACAGUACUGGAGAACAAGGAAUUCUUCUACGCCAUGGAUCGUGAGUUCUUCCCUUUUCACAGUCCAGUCGAGGUUGGAAGGGGGGGAGGGAGGAGGCGAGAGCGACGGUGUGGUGCCUGCUUCAUACCUAACACUUUUGUACGUAUCGCAGUCGAUAUCGGUACCCCCGGACAGACAAUCACAGUCCUGGUCGACACGGGAUCCAGCGAGCUCUGGAUCAACCCCAACUGCAGCACAGCACCAUCCGAGUCGCAGGCCAGGGAGUGCAGGACAUUCGGGCAGUACGACCCGGACAAGUCGACGACGCCGCCCGUGGGGCCGUUUGGAAGCGAGCAGCUCAACUAUGGCGACUCGACGGACCCAAAGACGCAGACAUCCGUGUCGAUACAAUACUACCGCGACACGCUGUCGAUAGGGGACGCUUCCAUCACGAAUCAGACGUUUGGCGUGGCGGUCAGCUCCAACGGCCAGUCACAAGGGAUAUUCGGCCUGGCGCCGGACCUGAAUUCGGGUUUCGACAGCGACCUGCCCUACAGCCUGGUAUUGAGCACCAUGGCGGCGCAGGGCGUCAUCGCGAGCCGUGUUUUCACGCUGGACCUGCGCCACGCCGUAGAUCAGGAGGGCGCCGUGACGUAUGGCGGCAUCGACCGCAGCAAGUUUAUCGGAUCGCUGCAGCGCACGCCCAUCAUCAAGGGUCUCGGCGGCGAGAGUCGUCUGGCCGUCAGGCUGAACACGCUGGGUAUGACGCUCGGGGCCGACGACGCGGACGGCAGCACGCCUCUGAGCUACGAGCUUGAGGGCACCGACGGAAACGUCCUGCUCGACUCGGGCACCACUCUCACGCGACUGCGCUUCGCCGUGGCGCGCCCCAUCCUCUCCAUGCUCAGGGCCGUCGAGGACGGCCAGGGCUACUACUACGUGCCGUGCUCGACGCGCGAGGCCGCCGGCAGCGUCGACUUUGGCUUCAACGGCAAGACUGUGCGCGUGCCGCUGAGCGACUUCAUCCUCGACCUCGGCCAGCCCGACGUGUGUGCCGUUGGCAUCGCAGUAACCACGGGUCAGCAGAUUCUCGGGGACACAGUUCUCCGCGCUGGCUUCUUCGUCUUCGACUGGGACAAUGAGGAGGUACACGUGGCGCAGGCGGCCAACUGUGGGGAUGCAGACAUUGUGGCCGUGGGUUCCGGGACCGACGCUGUGCCGAGUGUGACGGGCAACUGCAAGGAGGACGACGGUCUUUUUGCCGGAGGUCCGGUGGUAAGUGCUAUCCGCAAGAUAAUGAUUGUAGCAAGGAAUCAGCAAGAAAAACUGACUCUAGACUCCCUGCAGACCACGGCUACUACGGCAAGCAGUACCCAGGCGACUAGUUCCGUUACGACAACAUUCACCGUCUCAUCGUGUGAUCCAUCAAAUGCAGCCUGUCAAACGGGUGUGUUGACGACACAGACUCUAGAUGCAGCGGCGGCAACGGCGACAGUGACGGCAACAUCUGAUUCGGACAGUAAUAACGAAAACGAUGGUGAGAGCUUGGGUGUGGGCAGGACCGUUCCUAACCUCACGGCAUUCGGCAUCGGCAUUUUGGCUAUAUGCAUGUACAACGUUAUGAACUGA